Microplitis demolitor is the source of this 3196-nucleotide messenger RNA. It is a transcript of the gene ChT, whose product is annotated as high-affinity choline transporter 1. Gene Ontology annotation, molecular function: choline:sodium symporter activity. Gene Ontology annotation, biological process: choline transport; acetylcholine biosynthetic process; transmembrane transport. The record is from RefSeq and is a predicted model, not a curated record. The transcript is spliced from 7 exons. Gene Ontology annotation, cellular component: plasma membrane. Bases 691 to 2496 code for a protein of 601 amino acids. NCBI's taxonomy places the organism in Eukaryota, Metazoa, Arthropoda, Insecta, Hymenoptera, Braconidae.
GCGACGUUAGUCAUCUAAAAAUCACGUCGCUCCGACGACCGGCGAUUAUCACGGAUUCAAAAUAUUUAAAUUUAUGUUAAAAUAAGUUACAAUAACGUUGUUAAAAAUUGUGCGAAAAGUAAAAUAAACUAAGUUUAUUAUUUGUGAGAUGAAAGAAGCGUUAAAGUAUCGAAAGAAAAUUAGGAUCUGAUUGGUGAUUGUGAUGUCUAUGGUCGUCGCGGCUUCGUGAUCAACAAAAUUUUGUCGCUACCUGGUUGACAAAGAACCAGGUUGUUGUCAGUAACUUUGUCAAAUAAAAUAAUAAAUAAAUCAUCGAGUCGGGGUAGAAGCGGGUCCAAUAAGUUGGGCGAAAAUCAAUGGCCAUCAGCGCCCAUGGGCGGCCUCGCGUUUAGGACAAGGAAUAGCCCCUCCCAGAAGACCUCGCUACGGUGGGGUGACUGCUGUCCCCCGAAUAAUUUAAGUCCGCCGGUUGCAUCUUCAUCUGCUGGCGCAUCACCCGCUGUCAUCUUGAAGGACCGCAUGCUGGACCAUAUGCCACCUUCGUCGGUGUGAGGUUGUCCCCCGCUGUUGCGUGACUGUACCCCACGGGGUCUUACGAGGUUUCCAAACGCACCAAAUCGUGUCGCAAACCUCUCGGACCUACGAUACCGUGAUUUUGAAUUAACACCCAUUGAUUUAUCACAACCCAAGAUGAUUAACGUAGCCGGUGUUGUAUCAAUUGGUCUGUUCUACGUCCUAAUUUUGGGCGUCGGAAUAUGGGCAGCCCGUAAGAAGGAAGCUGGAAAUGAUUCCGAAGAAGAAGUUAUGCUUGCUGGCCGAUCGAUCGGCCUCUUCGUCGGCAUAUUUACCAUGACAGCAACAUGGGUCGGCGGAGGUUACAUCAAUGGAACUGCGGAAAUGGUUUAUACCAGGGGCUUGGUUUGGUGUCAAGCGCCCUUCGGCUACGCUCUUAGUCUUGUUUUCGGUGGAAUUUUCUUUGCUAAUAAAAUGCGACAGCAGGGGUACAUCACGAUGUUAGAUCCACUUCAAGAUGCCUUUGGCGAACGAAUGGGUGGAUUACUAUUUUUACCAGCUCUUUGUGGUGAAGUGUUCUGGGCGGCUGGAAUCCUCGCCGCAUUGGGCGCCACUAUAGCCGUCAUCAUUGACAUGGAACACAGUCACUCGAUAAUAUUUAGCGCAUGCAUCGCUGUAUUUUACACACUAUUCGGCGGGCUUUAUGCUGUGGCAUACACAGAUGUAAUUCAGCUUUUCUGCAUCUUCAUUGGACUGUGGAUGUGUAUUCCCUUUGCGUGGAUGAAUCCCCUGGUACAGCCACUGGAUUCUUUGGAAGUAGAUUGGAUUGGCAAAGUCCCUUCUGAAGAGUACUGGUCGUAUCUUGACUACGGGCUGCUUCUUAUUUUCGGAGGCAUUCCUUGGCAAGUUUAUUUCCAACGGGUUUUGUCCUCCAAGACAGCGGGACGGGCGCAAUUGCUGAGUUACGUUGCUGCAGCCGGUUGCAUUCUUAUGGCAAUACCACCUGUCAUGAUUGGCGCCAUUGCCAAAGGAACCCCAUGGAACGAAACUGCCUAUCGCGGUCCAUAUCCACUGGGCCCUGGAGAAACCAGCAUGAUCUUACCCAUGGUACUGCAAUAUCUGACUCCCGAUUUCGUCUCAUUCUUCGGAUUGGGCGCCGUAUCAGCUGCCGUCAUGUCAUCAGCUGACAGCAGUAUUUUGUCAGCCAGUUCCAUGUUCGCACGCAACGUUUACAAGCUGAUAUUCCGCCAACGGGCAUCCGAAAUGGAAAUAAUCUGGGUAAUGAGAGUCGGAAUAGCAAUUGUUGGAGUACUUAGCACCAUAAUGGCAUUAACGAUACCAUCAAUCUACGGUCUGUGGUCAAUGUGCUCAGACUUGGUCUACGUAAUCCUCUUCCCCCAAUUGUUGAUGGUAGUCCAUUUUAAGGACUACUGCAACACCUACGGCAGUCUAUCAGCCUAUAUAAUAGCCUUUCUAGUACGUUUGACCGGGGGUGAAGCAAUGCUAGGUCUGCCAGCUUUGAUCCACUAUCCAGGCUACGAUCCAGUAAACCAGGUCCAGAUGUUUCCAUUCCGCACAAUGGCCAUGUUGAUAUCAUUGAUUACACUUAUCGGUGUUUCCUGGGGAACACAAUGGGUAUUUUUAACUGGGCGACUAGCACCCGGUUAUGACGUAUUCCGGUGCGUAGUUAACAUUCCCGAAGACGUUGAACGCGUCGGGCCAGAUCCUGCCGAAGGUGAACAAAUGGCAGUUCUGGCUGCCGGUACGGGUAAAUUAUAUGGCAGCAAAGAUGAAUCUAACGGCCGAGUUAAUCCAGCACUCGAGCCGGACUAUGACAUGGAACCAGAAUCUCAUGGGCUUUUGAAUUCUGCUGUUGGCAGCAUUGGUAGCAGUUCCACAGGAGGUGGGGGUGGUGCUGCUAUUGGUCAUACUGUUCCACAUAAUGCUAAUAUACGUCAGCUGCAGUCAAAUACUGCCUUCUAGGUUAUGUCUAUCAUUGGUUCCAUGAUCACAAGCUGUGACCAACAAUAACUUUGGUGAUGCGGUUGUUCAUUAAGUUAUUAAUUAAUAUAUAAGUCAUUUUGUUUAAUAAUUAUCUGAGUUUAUGAGGUUAAUAACAUUUUUUAGUUUCAAUGUACGGUUAGAGAUGUCGCCAGUCGUGAUUGUAUCAACUGAAGUUGGCUUGUAUCAGCAAAAAAGGGUAGGGCUGACUUGAGUUGUACAACCGGGACUGGGAUCCAUUUCUCGCGACGGCACGGUCGCCAUUUUGGGAUGACACUCUGACGUAUGUAAUUUGUUAGGAACACCGCAUUACCUUUUAGGCCUAGUUGUUUUAUUUUUUGAGAUAUAUAUUUAAGUAAUUACUAUAUAUUAUAUAACUAUAAAAAAAAAAAAUAUAUAUAUAUAUAUACAUACAUAAAUAUAUGGAAAUAUAUUUAUUACACAAAGACACGAAAUAUUGAUAUACUGUUAUUAUUAUUACUAUUAUUAUUGUAUAUAUAAUAGAGUUUUAUUAGAUGACUUUGGUGUAAAUGGCAGAUGAUCUAAUUAUGACAGUAGAAAAAAAUCAGAUUGUGGAUGGGUCUAAUUGGAUAAUAAAGUUUUUUAAACGAGUAGAAAUAUAAAAGUUUACAAAAUCCGUUUUUGAUAAGAUUAGAUCUGAUUAAUUUUUAAUAGAUCUGAA